AAUUUACAAUCAUGUCUGUUGUUGUAAGACUAUUUCGUAUCUGUACCUCCCAAAAAGAGGUCAGUACUCUGGCUCUCUAUAGACGUAACUCAUAUUUGCUUUUUGGUUUGUUUAUUUUAUAAACUAGACAUAAAGCCUACUGACCCUAAUAAAUUAAAUAUGUAACUUUAUCUAUUCAAAUGUAAUAUAUUUAGUCAAUUAAUGAUCAUGCCCAUUUUUCUGUGAGAAGGAUUUCUUUGACAUUUUCACUUUUUCUGCUGCAAACAUAAUUUUUGAGGUAAGUUUAAUUUUUGAUCACUCAAAAAGAGGUGAAGGUUUUUAUCUGACUUUAUAAAUAAUAUGACUAUAUAAUGUUAUGAUUUCUGUACUUAGCAAAGUUUUUCAGGUAUUAAAAUAUCCCAAAAUGGAAGUCUCAAGAAGAAGAGUCCUCCAAAAACACCUGGAACCCGCACGCCCUCUGCGCCGCGUUCCUCAUUUUGAGACAGAACCCAAAACAAAUGCAGCAACAUGUGCACAAGCAGUGGAGGAUCAACUGAUCUCACAGACAACUAUUGGAUUUGAGCAGUUGAUCAAGAUUUUCAACCUCCACAAAGAGAAAAAAGGGCGAAUAUCCUACUCUAGAGAUUUUCUAGUUUCCCUGGCGACUUGUCCUCAGUCCAGGAAGAGACCAGAAUUCUUACCAGAGCAUCCUAUUGUCUUACCCCAGGCAAGAGAGCACGGGAACCUAAUGUGUCGAGAAACAAAGUGGAAUGGUGAUGAAUGGAGAACGGCAGCAGUUUGACUCACCUUAAACAAUUUGCAUGAAUGCUAAAUGCUAAUAUAAGACGUUCUAUGUUUUUCAAUGGUGCUUUCUUUUUCUUCAAUGUGUGACUUUUUUUUGCAUGUUUGUAAUACCAACACUAAGACUGUUUGAAGUGAGGCUUAUACUGAUUAACACUUUAUUUUCUGGAGUAUUUCAUUUGUGGUUCCUUCUUCUGCCAAGUUUGUGAUGAAGAAUGUAUGUAAUCAAAGAAGACAUAAAUGGCUGAUGAAGAAUGUAAACCGUGGUCAAACUGCAAAUGUCCACUUAUUGACCCCAAUUCACGUUUGCAUGUUUUAAUAAACAUGUUACAGUUUGA
Messenger RNA from Cynoglossus semilaevis (tongue sole), 1118 nucleotides. It is a transcript of the gene gra, whose product is annotated as granulito. Bases 356 to 781 code for a protein of 141 amino acids. The transcript has 6 exons. The record is from RefSeq and is a predicted model, not a curated record. NCBI's taxonomy places the organism in Eukaryota, Metazoa, Chordata, Actinopteri, Pleuronectiformes, Cynoglossidae.